GGUAGGACGGAUGGAGUAGACCGGUCAAGGUGUAAUGUUGAACAAGGGGAUGUGCUUGUUUUCUCUUGCCAGGGAACUUGAAAAGAAGAAGCUGUCAAGAUGCCUGAGACUGGCGGCGCAUCGGGUGCACCCAAGAAGGACCUGACGCUCGAUGGCCUCAUCGCGGCAAUCGGCCGGCAUGAAAGGAAUCCAAAAAAUAUCCCCGAGGUCGAUACGUUCCAUUUUUGUGGGGAGAGAGUCUCAGAAUGGCUGGAGCGGGUGGAACAAGCUCUGGUUGGGCGGUUGGACGUUGUAAAGUUCCAACGCAUCCUUCAGUAUGUCCUCCACAGCUACCACCAAGAGGUGAAGAAAGUUAUAGAUGCAGCCCAAGGUAGCUGGGAAAGGUUCAAAGAGGGAAUGCAGAGGAAGUCCCGCCUGGGAGAUGGACUAUUGACCACUGCGGACCUUGAAGCAAUGAACAAGGAGGAUUUUACGACGAUAGGGACCUUUGUUCAGGAGUUCAAGAAGAGGCCGCGGAAGGUCCAUGAAAUUUCGGAGGAGGCGCAGUGCGCCAUUUUCCUGGGGCUACUCACAGCAUCGGAGGCCGUCGAAUUGACAAGGCAUGGAGGGGGUAGCACCAAACUCACCUUGGCCACCAUUGACAGAGGGGUGGAAGUUGGAUGUUUGGACCAGGUGGAACAACGUCAGGUACGCCUCCAAAGGCAGAAGAGAAAGGAAAGAGAUGCGACCGCUUCUGGGACCCCGGGGGUAACAAGGAUUGUUACAGACGUAUUGGCACAGCUGGGUUAUGGGACAGAGUCGGUAGUGCAAAGGAGGGUAGUAACGGCUGUCCAAGUGAAAGGAACGGAGCCGGUGAUAGAGGAGGCUGUUCAGGAGGAGCUCUGGGAAGAGGAAGAGUCGGUGCCGCAACGCCUGACGAAGGCCCAGCGCAAAGUGGAUAACUUGGCGCAGGGCGGACAGGGAUCAGGAAAAGCGCAGGCGCCUCAGGCGGUGGCGGCGGCUCCUCCAGGUGUGGCGGCGCCCUUGUCUAGUGCGGGCCCCUCGCAAGGAGGGGCACCCUCCUACGGACAGUGGCCCUGGCCAGUGAUCAAUGCAAUUGUGCCAUGGGGUAGCCCCCCGCCAGUAGCCGGACCACAAAUGAGUAUGCUGCCACCCAUCUACCCCACAGCCCAGGCCCAGCCUAUGGCCCCGUUGCCGUCACCGGCUCCCAGUUCACAGGGCAGCGUGGCUGGAGGUGGGAACCAGGGGCAGGGCAACCAAGACAAUGGAGGGAGGGGUGGAGGAAGGGGGCGAGGCAGGAAUGGCGGCGGAAGAGAAGGGCAAUGGAAUAGUCAAGGCCGAGGAAACCAAGGCCAGGGGUACCAAGGCCAGGGGAAUCAAGGCCAAGGGUACCCAGGCCAGGGGUAUCAAGGCCAGGGGGAUCAGGGAAGUCAAGGGUAUGGGAGACCCCGUUUUGACUGGAGGACGGUCAUCUGUCAGCAUUGUGACCAGCAAGGCCACACUAUAAGGUUCUGUAAUAUAAGACGGGAAGACGAGAGGGGCACGCUGAUCUCCUCCACUAUGGAUAGGAACAUUUACGAUCAGUUUGGGGAGGCCAUUGACAGAAGGCUUGGAGGAGUGAGAGCGGAAGCCCAACGAAGGGCGGCAGCCGGGACGCCACCCCCUGCCACAUUCAGGCUGUGGCAGGAAAAGGAGGAACCACCGAUUGGGGUAGAGGAAGUGGGGAGCGACGAGGAAGUGACUCAAGGACCACGUGGAGGAAGUAGGAGGGAAGAGCCCAUAAUCAUCGAAUCGGAUGAUGAAGACGAGGAAAGAAGGAUGGAAUCGCCAUCCGUCUUAUUGGGGAAGAUGGAUGACCUACUGAACAAGGCUCGGCUGACACAGGCAUCACGAACGAGAAGUCAAGCCAAGGCCAGUGUCAGCCAAGAACCUCCGAGAAGGGAGCCCGAACCAGGAAAAAGGAAAGAGGCAGUGGAAGUAGAGGAUGACGAUGAUGAAGAGGAAGAAGACGAGAGGCUGCGCCGAGAAGAGGAUCAGAGAGCGGAGCAACGGGCAAGGAAAAAAGGGACCAGGGGAGAGGCCGAGUCGGUCAUACGUGACGAACCACCCAAAAGGAAGAAGUACGCGGUUCGGUUGGAAGAGGGAUUUGACGUAGAGAAAGUAAUCGACCGACUGCUUGAAGGGCAUAAUGACCUCAUGACCCUGAAGGAAAUCCUAGCGUCAGCCCCGCGAUUCCGCGAUGAAUUGAAGGGGAGGUUGUCACGACGCCUAGUGCCCAAUAUCCAUCUGGGUACGAUCCUGCCCAAGGAGGCUGAGUGGGCGGAGUCAGGUACGAAAACGGACUGGAAGUGCAUGGCUUGUGGCACGGUGGAUUUAGUGGUGAAAGGCUCCAAGUGUGCAGCAAUGGUGGACACCGGGGCGAAAAUGAACAUCAUCCGGGAGGCGGAUGCUAUCAGAUUCGGGUUGGACAUAGACCGAUCUGACUGCGGUAUUUUGCACGGCGCAAGCUGCAAGGCCGUGUUUUGUGGGACAACCUCGAAUGUACUCAUCGAGGUUGAAAAGGAAGGGGAGGCGGUGGAAAAUACGCCCCCAGUUGAUGGAUUUCUGGACCAGGAAGAAUAUGUUCGUCUUCAUAUCAACAAGUGGUCGCCGCGAGUACCCAGCUGUGUAGACUAUCCUAUCUGGCAAACGCCGAGUGGGUACGAACGGAGGGCUGAGCUAGUCCUCAAACCCUUUGAAGAAGAAGAUCCUUGGGGAGGUAAGGAUGUUCAGUGGAUGAUGGAGUUGGCGCUGGCCAGUUCGCAUAGUCUGGUGGAAGACAUAAGAACGAUUGAGGAAGGACCAGGGCAGAUAGAACGGCAUGAGGACCUGAUGGGAGGAAUGUAUCUCCUCGUCAACACAUUAUUGGAGGAAAGCCUCGACCAGUUAGGCUCGUUGAACCCGGCAGGGAAUGUGGAUGAAGUGCCCGAGAGCCAAGACGACGAGUUUGAGGAGGGGGAGAUUAAGGAGGCCUUUCAUGCAGAGGAGUAUGAUGGGAUCUACCUAGAGCUGGGGCUUCUUUUGUCUUGCGAGAUGCGGCUAAGGGAUGCGAGCUAUAGGGCUCAGAAGAUGCUGCAGCGCUACUUAGUGCGUGACGGCCACCUUUUCGUGAGAAGGGAAGUGGGGAAUCCUAGGAGAGUCGUCUGCGGUAGGAACCGUCAGAUUGACGUUUUAGCAGCGCUUCAUGACGGCAUUGCGGGAGGGCAUCGAUGGGUACAAGCCACGUAUGCCAAGAGAUUGGAGGCAGCAGGGGCUCUCCCGGGUCAGCCACCCAGCGAGCCAGCAAAGGCCCCCGAGAUCCCAAAGAUGUGGAGGGACUUCUGGGAGCAGAGAGGAGAGGAGCUUCCUUCGCCAAUCAGAGCGGGGUUUGGGGUGGCAAGGAAGGCAGAAGAAAGGUUGGAUCGCAAGAUCAAGUUCUUGGCCAAGACAACUUUUGACCGGCACUUGUUGUUGGAGAGCGAUCUGGCAGGGAAGAAGAUAAAGGAAGCCGGCGAUGGAGUACGCCUGGAGGCUAUGGAGGUGGAAAUCCAGGAGCUCAGGGCAUCGGUGGCGAGCCAGGCAGCUAUCAUCGAGAGCCUGAGGCAGCGAUCUCAGGGAGGGGCGGACAAGCCAGAGAGCAGCCGGCGGGGAGAGUAGAGGCAGCCAGGACAUGGCUUGCCAGGACAGCUAUCUGCAGCAGAGACUCG
Molecule: messenger RNA, 3725 nt
Organism: Chara braunii
Lineage: Eukaryota; Viridiplantae; Streptophyta; Charophyceae; Charales; Characeae
Source: the annotation of a GenBank genome assembly